GCCCGGCUGCCGAGCGCGGAGGCUCCGUCACGUGUUUUUCUCCUCCGAGUGAGACGGCGGCGCAGUCGGAGGGGGCCGGCGCGCAGAGCCAGACGCCGCCGCUUGUUUUGGUUGGGGCUCUCGGCAACUCUCCGAGGAGGAGGAGGAGGAGGGAGGAGGGGAGAAGUAACUGCAGCGGCAGCGCCUCCCGAGGAACAGGCGUCUUCCCCGAACCCUUCCCAAACCUCCCCCAUCGCCUCUCGCCCUUGUCCCCUCCCCUCCUCGCCAGCCGCCUGGAGCGAGGGGCAGGGAUGAGCCUGUCCCUCCGGCCGGUCCCCAGCUGCACUGGCUGCCCGGUAGCGUUUCGCAUGGAAAAGCCACUUUCUCCGCCCGCCGAGAUGGGCCCGGAUGGGGGCUGCAGAGGACGCGCCCGCGGGCGGCGGCAGCAGCAGCAGCAGCAGCAACAGCAACAGCAACAGCCGCAGCGCCGCGGUCUCUGCGAUUGAGCUGGUAUUUGGGCGGCUGGUGGCGGCUGGGACGGUUGGGGGGUGGGAGGAGGCGAAGGAGGAGGAGGGAGAACCCCGUGCAACGUUGGGACUUGGCAACCCGCCUCCCCCUGCCCAAGGAUAUUUAAUUUGCCUCGGGAAUCGCUACUUCCAGAGGGGAACUCAGGAGGGAAGGCGCGCGCGCGCGCGCGCUCCUGGAGGGGCACCGCAGGGACCCCCGACUGUCGCCUCCCUGUGCCGGACUCCAGCCGGGGCGACGAGAGAUGCAUCUUCGCUCCUUCCUGGUGGCGGCGGCGGCUAAGAGGAGACUUGGCUCUCGGAGGAUCGGGGCUGCCCUCACCCCGGACGCACUGCCUCCCCGCCGGGCGUGAAGCGCCCGAAAACUCCGGUCGGGCUCUCUCCUUGGCUCAGCAGCUGCGUCCUCCUUCAGCUGCCCCUCCCCGGCGCGGGGGGCGGCGUGGAUUUCAGAGUCGGGGUUUCUGCUGCCUCCAGCCCUGUUUGCAUGUGCGGGGCCGCGGCGAGGAGCCUCCGCCCCCCACCCGGUUGUUUUUCGGCGCCUCCCUCUGCUCAGCGGCGGUGGUGGCGGUGGCAGCAUGGCGAGCCCUCCGGAGAGCGAUGGCUUCUCGGACGUGCGCAAGGUGGGCUACCUGCGCAAACCCAAGAGCAUGCACAAACGCUUCUUCGUACUGCGCGCGGCCAGCGAGGCUGGGGGCCCGGCGCGCCUCGAGUACUACGAGAACGAGAAGAAGUGGCGGCACAAGUCGAGCGCCCCCAAACGCUCGAUCCCCCUUGAGAGCUGCUUCAACAUCAACAAGCGGGCUGACUCCAAGAACAAGCACCUGGUGGCUCUCUACACCCGGGACGAGCACUUUGCCAUCGCGGCGGACAGCGAGGCCGAGCAAGACAGCUGGUACCAGGCUCUCCUACAGCUGCACAACCGUGCUAAGGGCCACCACGACGGAGCUGCGGCCCUCGGGGCGGGAGGUGGUGGGGGCAGCUGCAGCGGCAGCUCCGGCCUUGGUGAGGCUGGGGAGGACUUGAGCUACGGUGACGUGCCCCCAGGACCCGCAUUCAAAGAGGUCUGGCAAGUGAUCCUGAAGCCCAAGGGCCUGGGUCAGACAAAGAACCUGAUUGGUAUCUACCGCCUUUGCCUGACCAGCAAGACCAUCAGCUUCGUGAAGCUGAACUCGGAGGCAGCGGCCGUGGUGCUGCAGCUGAUGAACAUCAGGCGCUGUGGCCACUCGGAAAACUUCUUCUUCAUCGAGGUGGGCCGUUCUGCCGUGACGGGGCCCGGGGAAUUCUGGAUGCAGGUGGAUGACUCCGUGGUGGCCCAGAACAUGCACGAGACCAUCCUGGAGGCCAUGCGGGCCAUGAGUGAUGAGUUCCGCCCUCGCAGCAAGAGCCAGUCCUCGUCCAACUGCUCUAACCCCAUCAGCGUCCCCCUGCGCCGGCACCAUCUCAACAAUCCCCCGCCCAGCCAGGUGGGGCUGACCCGCCGAUCGCGCACUGAGAGCAUCACCGCCACCUCCCCGGCCAGCAUGGUGGGCGGGAAGCCAGGCUCCUUCCGUGUCCGCGCCUCCAGUGACGGCGAAGGCACCAUGUCCCGCCCAGCCUCGGUGGACAGCAGCCCUGUGAGUCCCAGCACCAACAGAACCCACGCCCACCGGCAUCGGGGCAGCGCCCGGCUGCACCCCCCGCUCAACCACAGCCGCUCCAUCCCCAUGCCGGCUUCCCGCUGCUCGCCUUCGGCCACCAGCCCAGUCAGUCUGUCGUCCAGUAGCACCAGUGGCCAUGGCUCCACCUCGGAUUGUCUCUUCCCACGGCGAUCUAGUGCUUCGGUGUCUGGUUCCCCCAGCGAUGGCGGUUUCAUCUCCUCGGAUGAGUACGGCUCCAGUCCCUGCGAUUUCCGGAGUUCCUUCCGCAGUGUCACUCCGGAUUCCCUGGGCCACACCCCACCAGCCCGCGGUGAGGAGGAGCUAAGCAACUAUAUCUGCAUGGGUGGCAAGGGGCCCUCCACCCUGACCGCCCCCAACGGUCACUACAUUUUGUCUCGGGGUGGCAAUGGCCACCGCUACACCCCAGGAACAGGCUUGGGCACGAGUCCAGCCUUGGCUGGGGAUGAAGCAGCCAGUGCUGCAGAUCUGGAUAAUCGGUUCCGAAAGAGAACUCACUCGGCAGGCACAUCCCCUACCAUUACCCACCAGAAGACCCCGUCCCAGUCCUCAGUGGCUUCCAUUGAGGAGUAUACAGAGAUGAUGCCUGCCUACCCACCAGGAGGUGGCAGUGGAGGCCGACUGCCGGGACACAGGCACUCCGCCUUCGUGCCCACUCACUCCUACCCAGAGGAGGGUCUGGAAAUGCACCCCUUGGAGCGUCGGGGGGGGCACCACCGCCCAGAGAGCUCCACCCUCCACACGGAUGAUGGCUACAUGCCCAUGUCCCCAGGGGUGGCUCCAGUGCCCAGCGGCCGAAAGGGCAGUGGAGACUAUAUGCCCAUGAGCCCCAAGAGCGUGUCUGCCCCACAGCAGAUCAUCAAUCCCAUCAGACGCCAUCCCCAGAGAGUGGACCCCAAUGGCUACAUGAUGAUGUCCCCCAGCGGCGGCUGCUCUCCUGACAUUGGAGGUGGCCCCAGCAGCAGCAGCAGCAGCAGCAAUGCCAUCCCUUCCGGGACCAGCUAUGGAAAGCUGUGGACAAACGGGGUAGGGGGUCACCACUCUCAUGUCUUGCCUCACCCCAAACCCCCAGUGGAGAGCAGUGGUGGUAAGCUCUUACCUUGCACAAGUGACUACAUGAACAUGUCACCAGUGGGGGACUCCAACACCAGCAGCCCCUCCGACUGCUACUACGGCCCUGAGGACCCCCAGCACAAGCCAGUCCUCUCCUACUACUCAUUACCAAGAUCCUUUAAGCACACCCAGCGCCCCGGGGAGCCGGAGGAGGGUGCCCGGCAUCAGCACCUCCGCCUUUCCACUAGCUCUGGUCGCCUUCUCUAUGCUGCAACAGCGGAUGAUUCUUCCUCUUCCACCAGCAGCGACAGCCUGGGUGGGGGAUACUGCGCCGCUAGGCUGGAGCCCAGCCUUCCACAUCCCCACCAUCAGGUUCUGCAGCCCCAUCUGCCUCGAAAGGUGGACACGGCUGCUCAGACCAAUAGCCGCCUGGCCCGGCCCACGAGGCUGUCCCUGGGGGAUCCCAAGGCCAGCACCUUACCUCGGGCCCGAGAGCAGCAGCAGCAGCAGCAGCCCUUGCUGCACCCUCCAGAGCCCAAGAGCCCGGGGGAAUAUGUCAAUAUUGAAUUUGGGAGUGAUCAGCCUGGCUACUUGUCUGGCCCGGUGGCUUCCCACAGCUCACCUUCUGUCAGGUGUCCAUCCCAGCUCCAGCCAGCUCCCAGAGAGGAAGAGACUGGCACUGAGGAGUACAUGAAGAUGGACCUGGGGCCGGGCCGGAGGGCAGCCUGGCAGGAGAGCACUGGGGUCGAGAUGGGCAGACUGGGCCCUGCACCUCCCGGGGCUGCUAGCAUUUGCAGGCCUACCCGGGCAGUGCCCAGCAGCCGGGGUGACUACAUGACCAUGCAGAUGAGUUGUCCCCGUCAGAGCUACGUGGACACCUUGCCAGCUGCCCCUGUAAGCUAUGCUGACAUGCGGACAGGCAUUGCUGCAGAGGAGGUGAGCCUGCCCAGGGCCACCAUGGCUGCUGCCUCCUCAUCCUCAGCAGCCUCUGCUUCCCUGACUGGGCCUCAAGGGGCAGCAGAGCUGGCUGCCCACUCGUCCCUGCUGGGGGGCCCACAAGGACCUGGGGGCAUGAGCGCCUUCACCCGGGUGAACCUCAGUCCUAACCGCAACCAGAGUGCCAAAGUGAUCCGUGCAGACCCACAAGGGUGCCGGCGGAGGCAUAGCUCCGAGACUUUCUCCUCAACACCCAGUGCCACCCGGGUGGGCAACACAGUGCCCUUUGGAGCGGGGGCAGCAGUAGGGGGCGGUGGCGGUAGCAGCAGCAGCAGCGAGGAUGUGAAACGCCACAGCUCUGCUUCCUUUGAGAAUGUGUGGCUGAGGCCUGGGGAGCUUGGGGGAGCCCCCAAGGAGCCAGCCCAACUGUGUGGGGCUGCUGGGGGUUUGGAGAAUGGUCUUAACUACAUAGACCUGGAUUUGGUCAAGGACUUCAAACAGUGCGCUCAGGAGUGCACCCCUGAACCGCAGCCUCCCCCACCCCCACCCCCUCAUCAACCCCUGGGCAGCGGUGAGAGCAGCUCCAUCCGCCGCUCAAGUGAGGAUUUAAGCGCCUAUGCCAGCAUCAGUUUCCAGAAGCAGCCAGAGGACCGUCAGUAGCUCAACUGGACAUCACAGCAGAAUGAAGACCUAAAUGACCUCAGCAAAUCCUCCUCUAACUCAUGGGUACCCAGACUCUAAAUAUUUCAUGAUUCACAACUAGGACCUCAUGUCUUCCUCAUCAGUAGAUGGUACGAUGCAUCCAUUUCAGUUUGUUUACUUUAUCCAAUCCUCAGGAUUUCAUUGACUGAACUGCACGUUCUAUAUUGUGCCAAGCGAAAAAAAAAAAUGCACUGUGACACCAGAAUAAUGAGUCUGCAUAAACUUCAUCUUCAACCUUAAGGACUUAGCUGGCCACAGUGAGCUGAUGUGCCCACCACCGUGUCAUGAGAGAAUGGGUUUACUCUCAAUGCAUUUUCAAGAUACAUUUCAUCUGCUGCUGAAACUGUGUACGACAAAGCAUCAUUGUAAAUUAUUUCAUACAAAGCUGUUCACGUUGGGUGGAGAGAGUAUUAAAUAUUUAACAUAGGUUUUGAUUUAUAUGUGUAAUUUUUUAAAUGAAAAUGUAACUUUUCUUACAGCACAUCUUUUUUUGGAUGUGGGAUGGAGGUAUACAAUGUUCUGUUGUAAAGAGUGGAGCAAAUGCUUAAAACAAGGCUUAAAAGAGUAGAAUAGGGUAUGAUCCUUGUUUUAAGAUUGUAAUUCAGAAAACAUAAUGUAAGAAUCAUAGUGCCAUAGAUGGUUCUCAAUUGUAUAGUUAUAUUUGCUGAUACUAUCUCUUGUCAUAUAAACCUGAUGUUGAGCUGAGUUCCUUAUAAGAAUUAAUCUUAAUUUUGUAUUUUUUCCUGUAAGACAAUAGGCCAUGUUAAUUAAACUGAAGAAGGAUAUAUUUGACUGGGUGUUUUCAAAUGUCUGCUGAAAAUUGGUAAUUGAAUGGAAGCAAAAUUAUAAGAAGAGGAAAUUAAAGUCUUCCAUUGCAUAUAUUGUAAACAGAUGGAGAUGGGUGAUUCCUUCAAAUCAAAAGCUCUCUUUGGAAUGAACAAUGUGGGCGUUUGUAAAUUCUGGAAAUGUCUUUCUAUUCAUAAUAAACUAGAUACUGUUGAUCUUUU
Messenger RNA from Gorilla gorilla gorilla (western lowland gorilla), 5856 nucleotides. RefSeq names its product insulin receptor substrate 1 (gene IRS1). Gene Ontology annotation, cellular component: cytosol; plasma membrane. The transcript has 2 exons. The record is from RefSeq and is a predicted model, not a curated record. Gene Ontology annotation, molecular function: phosphatidylinositol 3-kinase binding; insulin receptor binding. Bases 1079 to 4807 code for a protein of 1242 amino acids. Gene Ontology annotation, biological process: insulin receptor signaling pathway. Lineage: Eukaryota; Metazoa; Chordata; Mammalia; Primates; Hominidae.